AUGGUCGGGAGAAUUGAUCCUUUGCCACUAUCCAAUCAAGCGUCCCAGGUUCGUGCCCACCCCGUGCCCACAACCGUGCCCACCACCGUUCCCACUGGCAGCUUGGGCCACUUGCGGCCAUUUUUCUUUGAGUCCGCAACCCCGACACUCAUAAGCCCUGAUCGCAGGCUUGACCCCCAAAUGUUCACACCCCAGGGCGAAUGGGUGGUAGGCGAUGUCAGGCAGACUGCACACUAG
Messenger RNA from Protopolystoma xenopodis, 237 nucleotides. The record is from the annotation of a GenBank genome assembly. Lineage: Eukaryota; Metazoa; Platyhelminthes; Monogenea; Polystomatidea; Polystomatidae.